GCGAAUGCUGGGCAUCCUUCUACCAAAUAAAACUCUUUGGAGGCUAUUAGUCACUAGUGCUCAAAUCUUGUGUACGACUAUACGAGACAAGUAUCCAACUUGUGUCAAGACUGUUUUAUUCGUCUAGAAGCUUCAUUGUCUGAAGACUUUUUUAUUUCUACGAAGAAGGGAAAUUUUUGCGGUUUUAUCGGUUUAACGCGUCUUUCGUAAAGCCAAUUACCCAAUUAGAUCAAAAGUAAGAGACAUAACGUACUGUGUCAUAGGAACUUUGUGCUUCUAAACACCGUCACAAACAUAUUUUAUUUGAGGAAAAUUUUCGAGUCUUAUUACCGCUCAUUUUUAUCUCAAUUACCACUGGCAUAAUCUUUCGUUCUUCCCUUGGUUUAAAAGAACGUUUUCACAUUAAGACUUUCUGAUAAAAUGGUCAAAGAUACGAAACUUUACGAUACUUUGGGCGUUAGCCCCUCUGCUACUCCCUCUGAGCUGAAAAAGGCAUACCGUAAAUUGGCUCUUAAAUAUCAUCCUGAUAAGAACCCCAAUGCCGGUGACAAGUUCAAGGAAAUUAGCCGUGCCUACGAGAUCUUGUCGGACGAGGACAAGCGUUCCGUUUACGACAGAUUCGGUGAAGAAGGUCUCCAAGGCGGUGGAGCCGAGGGUGGCAUGUCUGCUGACGAUCUCUUUGCUUCCUUCUUUGGAGGCGGAAUGUUCGGCGGUGGAGCACCCCGUGGUCCUCGUCGUGGAAAGGAUCUCCUUCACCCCCUUAAGGUCUCUCUUGAGGAUCUCUACCGUGGUAAGACUUCCAAGCUUGCUCUUCAGAAGCGUGUCAUCUGUCCCAAGUGUGAGGGACGUGGUGGCAAGGAAGGUGCUGUCCGCAAAUGUGCCUCUUGUAACGGUAGCGGUGUGAAGUUUGUCACCCGUGCCAUGGGUCCUAUGAUCCAACGUAUGCAGAUGACUUGUGAUGAGUGUAACGGUGAAGGUGAAAUCAUCAAGGAUAGCGACCGCUGCCCUCAGUGUCAUGGUGCUAAGACUAUUUCGGAGCGUAAGGUUCUGAGCGUUCACAUCGAGAAGGGUAUGACCAAUGGUCAAAAGAUCGUCUUCAAGCAGGAGGGCGAGCAAGCUCCCGGCAUCAUCCCCGGUGAUGUUAUUUUCGUCAUUGAGGAGAAGGAGCAUCCCCGUUUCAAGCGUCGUGGUGACCAUCUUUUCUACGAUGCUCAUAUUGAUCUGCUUACAGCUUUGGCCGGAGGUCAAAUUGCCAUUGAGCAUCUUGACGAACGCUGGCUCACUGUUCCCAUUUUGCCUGGCGAGUGCAUCAAGCCUGACGAGUUGAAGGUUAUUCCCGGUCAAGGUAUGCUCUCUUACCGUCACCACGAGCCAGGAAAUCUUUACAUUCGCUUCCAUAUUGAUUUCCCUGAGCCCAACUUUGCUACUCCCGAGCAACUUGCUCUUCUCGAGAAGGUUCUUCCCCCUCGUAAGGUCCAGACUCCUCCCAGUAACGCUGUUGUUGACGAAUGUGUGUUGGCCACUCCUGAUGCUCAAGAGCAAGCUCGUUUGGACAACGGUGAUUACGGCAGCUCUGGUAUGGACGAGGAUGAGGAGGCCGGCGGUCACCCCGGUGUUCAAUGCGCACAGCAGUAAGCUCAUACGUGUCUGUUUUAAAAAAAAGCGACCUUUUGCAUCCUGUUUUGAUCGACAUCUCCAAUCUUGUGUUGGACGAGGGUUCAAAGCGGUCACUUACCUUACGCCAUUGUCCGCUGCAUGAUCUUGAUUGAGCCAAUUCAUUACUAAAUUAUCAAUCGCUCCUUUUACAGCCGCUCUGUGAACUCUUGUCGUGGUCCGCUCGUUUUUAUUUACGCUUCGAGGAUUCAAAGUAAAUACUUGCCUUCAACGCUCAAGGCUUUGACUUGCAAGGGAUUCGUUUGGCUGUAUUUCCACAAGUAUCUGGUCAGUACUUAUACCUCCCUGCGUUGGGGCGCCCAAUGUGUACUAAAAAACGGUGUUUUAUAUUGUUUUUCUAUAAUUGGAGAUAUAUCUGUGUUCUCUUCAUUUACAUUUUUCUUUCAUUGACUAUGCCUACGGUGGAAGGAUUUCCUCAAGCAUUAUUUGUUCUUUUCUUAGGUCUGGUAGUUUAAUGAUCACAUUUUGCGUGUGUGUAAAAAAGGAAGAA
Messenger RNA from Schizosaccharomyces japonicus yFS275, 2164 nucleotides. RefSeq names its product DNAJ domain-containing protein Mas5. Gene Ontology annotation, cellular component: protein aggregate center; nucleolar peripheral inclusion body; TRC complex. Gene Ontology annotation, biological process: protein targeting to ER; cellular response to heat; response to heat. The coding region runs from base 421 to 1635 and encodes 404 amino acids. The transcript has a single exon. The record is from RefSeq and is a predicted model, not a curated record. Gene Ontology annotation, molecular function: ATPase activator activity; ATP binding; Hsp70 protein binding. Lineage: Eukaryota; Fungi; Ascomycota; Schizosaccharomycetes; Schizosaccharomycetales; Schizosaccharomycetaceae.